AUGACCUUGGUACAGGUCCGUGAGCCCAAUUUGGAAGGAGAAUAUGACACCUUCCUUGAGGAAGUGCAGUGUGCUCUGUCCGAAGUGCCGAAUACACAGUCCCUCAUACUGAUGGGCGAUUUUCAUGCGCACGUUGGAGCAGACGCUGAAAAGUGGAACGGCGUGAUUCGAAAGAACGGCCCUAACGACCUCAACAAUAACGGCAUGAAGUUGUUGCGGUUCUGUGUAAACAACGGAUUGUCCAUUAUGAACACCUUCUUCGAGCAUCGAAAAGUGCAUCAGCACACCUGA
Messenger RNA from Soboliphyme baturini, 291 nucleotides. The record is from the annotation of a GenBank genome assembly. NCBI's taxonomy places the organism in Eukaryota, Metazoa, Nematoda, Enoplea, Dioctophymatida, Soboliphymatidae.